GGCACUGUUGCAGCAAUAGCACUGAACAUCCAAGAGGCACACAAAUUCACCCUAGGCCAGAAGAUGACUGUGCUAGUAUCCCACACAGUGUCUGCAGUCCUGGAGGCGAAAGAGGGACAUUGGCUUUCCCCACAGAGAUUCCUGAAGUACCAGGCCAUACUGGUAGAACAAAAUGAUGUUGAAAUGGUGGUAACUAACAUUGUGAAUCCAGCUUCUUUCCUCAGCAAAAGCAUGGAAGAACCAGUGAUCCAUGACUGCCUGGAGACCAUUGAAGCCUCCUACUGCAGUUGCCCAGAUCUGAAGGACACCCCUCUCGAGGAUGCUGAGACCUGGUUCAUUGAUGGGAGCAGCUACAUCAUCAGUGGAAAAAGACAUGCUGGGUAUGCAGUUACCACAAGCAGAGAGGUAACGGAGUCUGCACCAUUGCCAACAAACACCUCUGCACAGAAGGCUGAAAUAAUUGCCUUAACCCAGGCCCUAGAGCUGGCAAAAGGAAAAGAAAUCAACAUUUAUACAGACUCAAGGUAUGCAUUUGGAGUGGUUCAUGCACAUGGAGCUAUUUGGAAAGAAAGAGGACUGCUGAACUCACAAGGAAAAACUAUUAAAAAUGCACAAGAAGUGCUAAAACUAUUAGAUGCAGUCCAGUUACCAGAAAAGGCAGCUAUUAUGCACAUCAAGGCACGCCAAAAAGUGAGCUCUGAACUGGAAGAAGGAAAUGAGCUGGUGGACAGAAAAGCAAAAGAAGCAGCCAAAGGUGAGGUAAUUAUUAAAACAAUUGAGGCAGCUUUAAUCCCAGAUGGGCAAAUUUCUAUGGAAGGUAAGCCAAGAUACAAUAAAAGGGAUAAAAAGCGCAUUAGGGAAGAAAACGGGAGUUACAACCAGGAGGGGUGGGCUAUUACAGACAGAGAAAAAGAUAGGUUUGUGAUCCCCUCUUACAUGUUAUGGUUAUUAGUGAAAAAGGAACAUGAGAAAACACAAUGGGGAAUUGAUGUUCUGUACAAUUAUUUGAAAGAUCAAAUCAUGGCCAGAAACUUGCAAGGUGCAAUAAUUCAGGUGACUCGCCAAUGUAGCCUUGCCUCCAAACUAAUCCCAAGAAUAUUCCUAAACCAAAGCCUGAACAAAUUGGAAAAGGCUAUGGGCCUGGGCAACAAUAGCAAAUAGAUUUUUCAGAACUACCCAGGAGAGGGGGGUACCAAUACUUAUUGGUAUUAACAGAUAACUUUUAAGGGUGGCCAGAAGCUUUCCCUACCAAAACUGUCAAAGCAUGAGAAGUAACCAAAGCAUUGUUAUUAGUAAAAGAAUUUACUAACUUUGAAGAAGGAGUGGGGAAUGAAUCAUGGUUUUAAAAAGUUAAGAUUUUUGC
Sturnus vulgaris (Common starling) is the source of this 1363-nucleotide messenger RNA. Lineage: Eukaryota; Metazoa; Chordata; Aves; Passeriformes; Sturnidae. The record is from RefSeq and is a predicted model, not a curated record.